AUGGAGGAGGCCAUUAAGGCUGUGCUGCAGACGCAGAAGACGCUGGAGGCAGCCAUGGCGGCCCUGGUCACCCGCCCGUCAGAGAACAAACUGACGCCGCGGGAUGUACUGACAAAAAUGACUCCUGAGGAUGACGUAGAAGCCUACCUCGAGUUGUUUGAACGUACCGCCCACCGAGAAGGCUGGGCCCGGGGAGACUGGGGGGGCAUCUUGGCGCCGUUUCUGAUCGGGGAGGCCCAGAAAGCCUGCCGGGACCUGACCGAUGCAGAGGCCGCCAACUACCACCACCUCAAAGCAGCCAUUCUGGCGCAGUAUGGCUAUAGCUUGCCGGCUAAAGCCCAGCGGUUCCACCAGUGGGCCUAUAGCCCCAGCCAGCCAGCGAGAGCCCAAGUGACAGCCCUGAGCCGCAUCACCCGGAGCUGCCUGGUGGAAGGAGAUGGUCCCGCCCUAUUGGAUCGAGUGGUGCUGGACCGGUGCAUCCGGGCCCUGCCCCCGGAUGCGAAGAGGUAUGUUGCCCAACAGGGCCCCCGAACACUAGAACUAUUAAUUGCCCUAUUGGAGAAUCACCAGGUCACGCAGGAGAUGCUGCGGACCAGCCGACCCGACACGGUAAGAGGGACAGCCGGGGGAUACAGGCUGGAGAAAGGCCCCGCCCGGAGAAUGGCUGAACCCCUGGAGCCGCGACCGCUUGGGCGCCCUACAGCGCCCCCAAGGGGACCCCCGGAAAGACGCAGGUGCUAUACCUGUGGAAGAGAAGGUCACCUUGCCCGGGAUUGCCCCGACCGGGAUGAGCCCAUGCCCACCGCAGAUACGUCGGAGCCCCCGGUGUUCCCGUGCCGAUACAUCACCACCUGCUGGGCACAUGAGGGAGCCAGAGCCCCAACAUUUCCGGUAACCAUCGGCGGACGGGAUACCGAGGCCCUACUUGACUCGGGCAGUAUGGUGACCCUCAUCCGGCCGGAGUUUGCGGGGGACUCCCGAGGUAAGGCAAUUGCCGUGGCCUGUAUUCACGGGGACACUAAGCAGUAUUUCACGGCUGACAUUAUGAUGACCACCCCCCGAGGCUCGGUGGCCGUCCGGGCAGGAGUCGUGGAGAACCUGCCCGUCCCUGUACUGGUGGGCCGGGACUGUGCUGUAUUUGGUAGGUACUGGAAGGAGUCUCCAGCGAACCUCGAACCAGAGGGCAGGCGCAGACCCCAGAAGAGGCGACCCCAGCGCACCGAAGGGGGUACUCAACCGGCCUGGGCUGGCCUCUCGGGGGACAACCAGGCAGGACCAACGGAUGCUGCGGGUGAGGGGAGGCCACAACCCGGCCGUACUAAGGAGACCACCGCCACCGCAUCAGAGGCCGUAGCCGAGAACCCCGUCGGCCUGGAGGAGGUAGGCUCGGAUGAGACCUUCACUGAGUUUGCACCACAGCCAGGGAGCCAGACCGGGGAGCAGGGUCGCUUUGGAACCGCGCAGCUGCAGGACCCCAACCUGACACAGGCCUGGAGGGACGUCCAGAAGAUCGAUGGGCAGUUACUACCGGGGAGGUCCCCUUCCACCGCAUCGCCAUGGACAUCGUGGGCCCCCUUCCAAGGUCCAGCCGGGGGCACAAAUAUAUCCUGGUCAUCAUGGACUACGCUACCCGGUUCCCAGAAGCCAUUCCGUUGCGGACGGCCACCGGGAAAGCUGUAGCCCGAGAACUGUUCCUGCUGUUCAGCCGGGUGGGUAUCGCGUCGGAGAUACUCACCGACCAGGGGUCCUGCUUCAUGUCCACCGUAAUGAAGGCGAUGUGCCACCUGCUGAAGGUGAAGCAGGUGAGGACUUCCGUCUAUCACCCGCAGACCGACGGGUUGGUAGAGCGGUUUAACCAUACCUUGAAACAGAUGAUGAGAAAAAUGAUCGAAAUAGAUGGUAAAGACUGGGACCAACUGUUACCAUACCUCAUGUUUGCCAUUCGUGAAGUACCUCAGGCGUCUACAGGGUUUUCACCAUUUGAGCUGCUGUAUGGGCGGCGACCCCGAGGAUUGUUGGACCUGGCCAAGGAAACAU
Anguilla anguilla (European eel) is the source of this 2037-nucleotide messenger RNA. RefSeq lists its product as uncharacterized. Gene Ontology annotation, molecular function: zinc ion binding; nucleic acid binding. The coding region runs from base 1 to 1680 and encodes 559 amino acids. NCBI's taxonomy places the organism in Eukaryota, Metazoa, Chordata, Actinopteri, Anguilliformes, Anguillidae. The record is from RefSeq and is a predicted model, not a curated record. The transcript has 2 exons.